This is a messenger RNA of Zingiber officinale, 1014 nucleotides long. RefSeq names its product protein RADIALIS-like 2. The record is from RefSeq and is a predicted model, not a curated record. Gene Ontology annotation, molecular function: DNA-binding transcription factor activity. Lineage: Eukaryota; Viridiplantae; Streptophyta; Magnoliopsida; Zingiberales; Zingiberaceae. The transcript is spliced from 3 exons. The coding region runs from base 497 to 739 and encodes 80 amino acids.
CGGGUUCUGUAAUCUUUUGGUAAAAGGAAGAAGAUAGCAGCACACGAGAGAUCGAAUAUGCCAUUUUCUGAAUUGCAAUCCAUAUCCAAUCUCAUCGAACAAAGGGAGUAGUACUGAAAGAGAUGAGAACCCCUGGUUUUUUUUUUCUUCAGUAAGUGGACUCCCAAUUACGCAACUUGUGCUUUGUGAUUUGUGUUUGAGGUUGUUAUUUAGUGGAGCAGAAUCCACUCGGCAGUGGAGUGAGACACAGAAAGUACAGAGUCACGUUCAUUUUAUGCUCGUUCGAGAGGUCAGUACCAGGAUUAGCAGAUUCUAAAGCUCUGAAUUCCACGUAGGUCCACUACUUAUGCUCAUGCAAGCCAAAACCAUCACGAGAGAAAAGAAGAUUGGAUGAAAUUGGUUCCACCACCACCUCACCUCAGUCCCUAUAAAUGAGCCUCAGUCAAGUACCAUCCUUCACCAAACUGAACCACCGCUUACUCCUCUCCCAUCAGAAAUGGCGUCAGGGUCGCUAUCCCGCAGCUCCUCUGGCUCCUCCUCAUGGACGGAGCAGCAGAAUAAGCUCUUCGAGCGCGCACUGGCAGUCUACGACAAGGACACUCCCAACCGGUGGCACAACGUGGCCCGCGCCGUCGGCGGCGGUAAGACCGCCGAGGAGGUCAAAUCCCACUACGACCUGCUCAUCGAGGAUCUCAAAAGCAUUGAGUCCGGCCGAGUCCCCUACCCAAACUACAAAUAGCCCGACACCAGGCUGAGCAUGCAAGUUGAAGGUUUUGCAGUGGAAUACUCUGUAUCAAACACUAUGAAGUAGAAAGCCAUGGAUGGUUCUCCAGUACACUGCACACUAUGUACGUGUAUAAGUACGUGUAUAUUUUUAUAUUUAUAUUUAUAUUUAUAUAUGUCUGCUACGUAAGUUCUCAAGAUUGCUCAGCUUCAAUCUGGAUGUGUUGGGACAAGUACUGUGUAUUCUGACAAUUUUAUAUGACUGAAAUGCUGCAAAUUUAGAUUAAUAUA